Molecule: messenger RNA, 1425 nt
Organism: Pochonia chlamydosporia 170
Lineage: Eukaryota; Fungi; Ascomycota; Sordariomycetes; Hypocreales; Clavicipitaceae
Product: MFS general substrate transporter
Exons: 17
Coding region: 1-1425 (474 amino acids)
Biological process (GO): transmembrane transport
Cellular component (GO): membrane
Molecular function (GO): transmembrane transporter activity
Source: RefSeq, a predicted model, not a curated record
AUGUCUAAAGAACUAUCAUUACAUUGUGAGAGCGUGUCGGACCGUCAGCGGCCACCGUUUGUGGAGGAUCGGGCCCUGGAGAAACGGAUCCUUCGCAAAGUCGACCUGCGACUUAUUCCACCUCUGUUUGUUAUGUACAUUCUCAAUUACCUUGACCGAAACAAUAUUGGAAAUGCCAAGGAAGCAGGCAUGGCAGAUUCUCUUCAUUUGAGUUCAUCUGACUACUCCCUUGCAUUGUCCAUCUUCUUCAUUGGAUACUUUCUCCUCGAAAUCCCCAGCAACAUGAUCUUGAAUCGCACAAGACCCAGUAUCUAUCUUCCCAGUCUCAUGAUUGUUUGGGGCUGCCUAGUGAUUGCAUACGUCGGCAUUAAUACAAAGGAGCACCUCUACGGGUUACGGUUUUGCCUUGGUCUUCUCGAGGCAGGCUACUUUCCGGGAGUGCUCUUGUUCAUGAGUAAUUGGUAUAAGAAGAGUGAACUUGCGCGACGUUUCGCCGUCUUCUAUUGUGCUUCCUUAGUAUCUGGUGCUGUAGGAGGGCUCAUUGCUGGUCUAAUCACUGAUACCAUGCAAAAUCGUGGGGAUUUGCCCGCAUGGAAGUGGCUGUUCCUAAUCGAGGGUUGCCUAACCGUCGGCUUUGCCAUCAUUGCCAUGUUUAUUCUCCCCGAUUUUCCUGCCACAACAAAAUGGCUCUCCGAGGAAGAGCGCGAAUACGCUAUUGCUCGUCUCGAAAAUGACCAGAAUUCCACGCAGGCUGGAAAUCUGAGCCACUUGCAGAGCUUCCUACACGCCGUUCGCGACUGGAGGACCUGGAUGUUUGUUCUUGGACAAAGUCUUUGUACUUGUGCAGGUACCAUUACAUACUUUAUCCCGACGCUCAUGGCAGGGCUAGGAUACAAAGGACAUGAGAUUCAAUACAUGACAAUCCCCAUUUAUAUGGUUGCUCUUGUCAUUGUCCUCGUUUGCAGCUUCUCUUCAGACUUGCUUAAGGAGCGGCCUAAGCACAUAAUGACCAUGGCGGGUAUUGCCACUGUUGCGCUCACCAUCGUAGCCGCGGUCGAGAACAACAAAGCACGUUAUGCUUUCUUAGCAAUUGGGGCGUCUGGUGUCUGGGCUUGCAGCACACUGACACUAAGUUAUCUUUCCAACACGAUUUGCCGACCGGCCGAGAAACGAGCCGUUGCAAUUGGCCUUGUAAACGCACUUGCCAACUUGUCGUCAGUAUAUGGUUCAUACAUAUGGCCUUCUGAUUCGGCACCACGGUAUAUUAUGGGUUUCUCUGUCAGCAUUAGUCUCAUGUUUGGUACUCUUCUCACUGCCUUGGGGCUUAUGAUUCUUACGAAGAAGUAUCCGUAUGAGAAGACGAAGGACGGAUACCUGGGAGACGGAGGCCCUGCUACAGGUGAAGCAGCUUCGGACCGAGUAUAA